Molecule: messenger RNA, 333 nt
Organism: Tigriopus californicus
Lineage: Eukaryota; Metazoa; Arthropoda; Copepoda; Harpacticoida; Harpacticidae
Product: dynein axonemal light chain 4-like
Exons: 1
Coding region: 1-333 (110 amino acids)
Biological process (GO): microtubule-based process
Cellular component (GO): dynein complex
Molecular function (GO): dynein light intermediate chain binding; dynein intermediate chain binding
Source: RefSeq, a predicted model, not a curated record
AUGCUGCAGGUAGCAGGGACUGAGCUGGCCAAGGAUGAUCAAGACCAAGCCAAGAAGAUCCUGUUCACGUAUCCGAUGGUCAAAGAAACGGACAUGAAUGAGGACAUGCGAUCCGAAGUCUUGGAUAUUUGUGUCAACGCAUGUGAGAAACACACUUCCAACAAUGAGAGUGCGGCCAAAAUGAUCAAAGAGCUACUGGACAAGAAAUUUGGAAGCUCUUGGCAUGUGGUGGUGGGUGAGGGAUUCGGCUUUGAAGUGUCGUACGAGAUCAAGAAUCUCAUGUACAUGUUCUUCGCCGGGAAUCUAGCAGUGUGUGCAUGGAAGUGCGCCUGA